AUGAACCUUCUCAUUCCUCUAUUCACCCAAUCUACUUUCCACUUCCUCGCGCUUCUUUUCAACAAUUAUAUUUUCCACAUUGUAAUUCUCUUUUCACCCAAUCUACUUUCCACAUACUCAUUCUUCGUUUCACCUAAUAUGCUAUCCACCUUCUCAAUCGUCUUUACACGCUUAUACAUUCCAUUUUCCCAUUAUUCAUUUCACCCAAUCUACAUACCAACUUCUCAUUCAUCCUUUUACCCAAUCGAGAUUCCAUCUCCUCAUUAUUUUUUAACCCAAUCUACAUUCCAAGUUCUCAUUAUUUCUUUUCACCCAAUCUACAUUCCAACUUCUCAUUCUUCUUUUCACCCAGUAUGCAUUCCAUCUUCUCAUUCUUCUUUUCACCCAAUCUACAUUACAUCUUCUCAUUCUUCCUUUCACCCAAUCUACAUUCCAUGUUCUCAUUAUUCUUUUCACCCAGUAGGCAUUCCAUCUUCUCAUUAUUCCUUUCACCCAAUCUACAUUCCAACUUCACAUUCUUCUUUUCAGCCAGUAGGCAUUCCAUCUUCUUUUCACCCAAUCUACAUUCCAUCUUCUCAUUCUUCUUUUCACCUAAUAUACAUUCCAUUUUCUCAUUAUUCCUUUCUCCCAAACUACAUCCCAUCUUUUCAUUAUUCCUUACACCCAAUCUACAUUCCAACUUCUCAUUAUUCCUUUCACCCAAUCUACAUUCCAUCUUCUCAUUCUUCCUUCUCACCCAAUCUACAUUCCAAAUUCUCAUUCUUCUUUUCACCCAGUAUACAUUCCUUCUUCUCAUUCUUCUUUUCACCCAAUAUACAUUCCAUUUUCUCAUUAUUCCCUUCUCCCAAUCUACCUUCCAACUUCUCAUUAUUCCUUUCACCCAACCUACAUUCAAAUUUCUCAUUAUUCCUUUCACCCAAUCUACAUUCCAUGUUUUCAUUCUUCUUUUCACCCAGUAGGCAUUCAAUCUUCUCAUUCUUUUUUCCCCCAAUAUACAUUCCAUCUUCUGAUUAUUCCUUUCACCCAAUCUACAUUCCACCUUCUCUUUAUUCUUUUCACCCAAUAUACAUGGCAUCUUCUCAUUAUUCCUUUCUCCCAAACUGCAUUUCAUCUUCUCAUUAUUCGUUUCACCCAAUCUACAUUCCAUUUUCUCAUUAUUCCUUUCUCCCAAACGAUUUCCAUCUUCUCAUUAUUCCUUUCACCCAAUCUACAUUCCAACUUAUCAUUCAUCCUUUCACCCAAUCUAGAUUCCAUCUUCUCAUUAUUCCCUUUCACCCAAUCAACAUUCCAUCUUCUCAUUCUUCUUUUCCCCUAUAUUAUUUUCACCCAAUAUACAAUCUACCUUCUCAUUAUACCUUACCCCCAAUAUACAUUCCAACUCCCCAUUAUUCUUUUCAUAAUAUCUACAUUCCACUUUCUAAUUAUUCUUUUCACUUAACAUAUAUUCUACCUUCUCAUUAUUCUUUUCACCCAAACUACAUUCCACCAUCUGAGUAUUCCUUUCACCCAAUCUACAUUCCAUCAUUUGAGCAUACCUUUCACCCAAACUACAUUCAACCUUGUCAGUAUUCUUUUCACACAAUAUACAUUCAAUUUUCUCAUUUUUCUUUUCACACAAUCCACAUUCCACGAUCUCAUUCUUCUUUUCAACCAAUCUGCAUUCCAUCUUCUCCUUAUUCCUUUCACCCAAUCUACAUUCCAACUUCUGAGUAUUCCUUUCACCCAAACUUCGUUCUACAUUCUCAUUAUUCUUUUCAGCAAAGAUACAUUCCACAUUUUAUUUAUUCUUUCACUCAAUCUACAUUCCAUCUAUUCCUUAUUCUUUUCCCUCACUCUAUAUUCCUCCUUCUAAUUAUUUUUACCCCAAUCUACUUUGCAUUGUCAUUAUUCUUCUCACCCAGUCUACAUUCCACAUUCUCAUUAUUUUUUCACUCAAUCUACAUUCAACCAUCUGUGUUCCCCUUUCACCCAAUCUUCAUUCCACCUUGUUAUUUGUCUUUUCACCCAAUCUACUUUCCUCUAUCUCAUUAUUCUUUUCACCAAAUCUACUUUCCACCUUCUCUUUAUUCUUUUCACACAAUCUAUAUUCCAUCUUCUCAUACCCAAUCUACAUCCUACAUUCUCAUUAUUCUUUUCACCCAUAUUUUAUUUCUUUCUUUCUUUCUUUCUUUCUUUCUUUCUUUCUUUCUUUCUUUCUUUCUGUCCUUCUUUCAUUUUUUCUUUCCUUAUUUACUUAUUUAUUUUUUUAAUGUUUUCUUUCUUUCUUUCUUUCAUUCCGAAUAUCUAUCUAUCUAUCUAUCUAUCUAUCUAUCUAUCUAUCUCAAAUGGUCCUUUCGGUUUUCCCCCUUUUUCAUUCUUUUUUACUUAUGUCCUUUGCCUUUUUCCUUUUCUUUCUUUCUUCUUUCUUUCUUUCUUUCUUUCUUUCUUUUUGAUUCUUUUAUCUUUCUUCCUUUCUUUCUUUCUUGCUUUCUUUCUUUCUUUCUUGCUUUCUUUGUUUCUUUCUUUGUUUCUUUAGUCUUUUCUAUCUUUCUUUUUAAUUUCUUUGUUUCUUUUUUUUUUUUUUCUUUCUUUCUUUCUUUCUUUGUUAGUUUCUGUCUUUCUUUCUUUGUAUGUUUCUGUCUUCCUUUCUUUCUUUCUUCCUUUUCUUCCUUUCUUUCUUUCUUUCUUCGUAAUGACUGUGAAGCCCAAUGUGCUGACAAAAUGUCCACCGUCAGUGGCAAACAAGAUCCCCGAUAA
Acanthosepion pharaonis is the source of this 2736-nucleotide messenger RNA. The record is from the annotation of a GenBank genome assembly. Lineage: Eukaryota; Metazoa; Mollusca; Cephalopoda; Sepiida; Sepiidae.